Messenger RNA from Sphaeramia orbicularis (orbiculate cardinalfish), 2420 nucleotides. Its product is annotated as suppressor of tumorigenicity 7 protein homolog. NCBI's taxonomy places the organism in Eukaryota, Metazoa, Chordata, Actinopteri, Kurtiformes, Apogonidae. The record is from RefSeq and is a predicted model, not a curated record.
AGCGGCAGCAGUGGUGGCAGUGGCGCUCCUCACCAGAUUUCUAGCUCCUUUCUCCCCCCUCCUCCACUUCUUCCUCCUCCUCCUCCUCUCCCCCCUCCCCAGGAAAGCUUUUCUCUCACCCCCUCCUUCUCUCUUCUCCAUCUACAUCGAGUGACAGAACAGAGGCUGAGGAGGAGGACUGCAGAGAGAGUGGAGAUGCGUUAGCCUACCACAAAUACUACAUCUCCACGUCUGGAUAUCUGCUUAUUUUUACUACCUAUUGACUGAUUGGAGAUUUAAUCCUCCCAAGGUUUUUUUUUUAUGAUUUUAUGCAACUGGAUUUACGGAGCGUGAUUGCAGGGGGAAGCCUUCAGCGGCGGCGUUAAGUGGAGCAGGGGCAUCUGGCCGUCUGGGAGGCAACGACGGCCGGCUGGCUGCAUUGUGUUGCUUUGAUGACCCCCGCUGUGUAGCAGCCUGCUCAUCAACCUCCCCUCUCUCUCUUUCUCUGUCACCCUCCCCUUUAUUUCUCCUCUCUUUCCUCCUCCUCCUCCUCCUCCUCCUCUCUCCAUCACAGCUCCCGGCCCAGCCAUGUUCGGCACAGAAUCCUCAUUAAGCAUGUUUCUCAACACCCUGACACCCAAGUUCUACGUGGCUCUGACGGGCACGUCCUCCCUCAUAUCAGGACUCAUAUUGAUCUUCGAGUGGUGGUAUUUCAGGAAGUAUGGGACAUCCUUCAUAGAGCAGGUGUCUGUGAGCCACCUGCGCCCCCUGCUGGGUGGAGUGGACAGCAGCUCCCCUAGUAACUCCAACACCAGUAACGGAGAGGCCGACUCCAACCGGCAGAGCGUAUCCGAAUGUAAAGUAUGGAGAAAUCCACUGAAUUUAUUUCGGGGAGCUGAAUAUAAUCGGUAUACGUGGGUCACAGGUCGAGAGCCACUGACGUACUACGACAUGAACCUGUCAGCACAAGACCACCAGACCUUCUUCACCUGCGACUCUGACCAUCUGCGUCCGGCUGACGCCAUCAUGCAGAAAGCAUGGAGGGAGAGAAACCCACAGGCUCGAAUCUCUGCUGCACACGAAGCUCUGGAGCUUGAGGAUUGUGCGACUGCAUACAUCCUGCUCGCAGAGGAGGAGGCCACCACCAUCAUGGAGGCCGAGCGUUUAUUUAAACAGGCACUAAAAGCCGGAGAGAGCUGCUAUCGCCGCAGUCAGCAGCUGCAGCACCACGGUACACAGUACGAAGCCCAGCACAGAAGAGACACUAAUGUGUUGGUGUACAUAAAGAGGAGGCUGGCCAUGUGCUCCAGAAAACUGGGUCGCACACGAGAGGCCGUUAAAAUGAUGAGAGAUUUAAUGAAGGAGUUCCCUCUCCUCAGUAUGUUCAACAUCCAUGAGAACCUGCUGGAGUCUCUACUAGAACUCCAAAACUACGCCGACGUCCAGGCCGUUCUGGCCAAGUAUGACGAUAUUAGUUUACCCAAAUCUGCAACAAUAUGCUACACAGCAGCCUUGCUCAAAGCCAGGGCGGUAUCGGACAAGUUCUCUCCAGAGGCGGCAUCCAGACGAGGGCUGAGCACAGCAGAGAUGAACGCAGUAGAAGCCAUCCACAGAGCAGUGGAAUUCAACCCCCACGUCCCCAAAUAUCUGCUGGAGAUGAAGAGUCUGAUUCUCUCAGAACACAUCCUGAAGAGAGGCGACAGCGAGGCCAUCGCAUAUGCCUUCUUUCACCUGCAGCACUGGAAACGGGUGGAGGGGGCGCUCAUGUUGCAUUGCACCUGGGAGGGCACAUUCAGAAUGAUCCCAUAUCCUCUGGAGAAGGGUCACCUCUUCUAUCCAUACCCCAUCUGCACAGAGACGGCUGACAGAGAGCUGCUACCCAUGUUUCAUGAGGUGUCAGUCUACCCGAAGAAGGAGCUGCCCUUCUUCAUCCUGUUCACAGCUGGCCUCUGCUCCUUCACAGCCAUGCUGGCUCUGCUCACACACCAGUUCCCCGAGCUCAUGGGAGUGUUCGCUAAAGCUUUCCUCAGCACGCUGUUUGCUCCCCUGAACUUCAUCAUGGAAAAGGUGGAGAGCAUCCUGCCGUCCAGCCUCUGGCACCAGUUGACCCGGAUCUGACCUGAAAUGGACUCAGACCUCCAUCCGGACUCCAACAGCCAAACUGAAACCCAGAACUCUGCAUCGGAUAGGACUGACACCUUUGUGCCAAGACCACGAGUUCAAACCAAACAGACGACAAAGAGGACGAGGAGGCAUGAAACGACAAGGCAAACCACCAGAUUUCAGAUUUGGUUUGACUUUAUUUAAUAUGUUUGCAUUUUUUGGGGUUUUCAAUCAUCUAAAGCUGGUUUUUUGUUGUACAAAAGAGGUGAUCAAUUGACAUCAUGAAAAAAUGAAAAGACAAAAAAAUACAAUAAAGGACUUUUUGUGUAUCGCUGCAA